This is a messenger RNA of Chilo suppressalis (striped riceborer), 3102 nucleotides long. NCBI's taxonomy places the organism in Eukaryota, Metazoa, Arthropoda, Insecta, Lepidoptera, Crambidae. The record is from the annotation of a GenBank genome assembly.
ACAUAGAUAUUAGCUUUCCGCACAAUAUAGGUACAUUAUUUUAGUCAAGGUUUGGGUUUGGUUUAAUUAGGUUCUUCUCUACAAUAUCAAUGAAAAAACUCAUAGUUAUUAAAAAUUGCGAGUUUAUUGGUUGUUACAAAACAAAAAAGUUACAUAUGGUGUUAAACUUAACUAAGGAGUGACUUUGGAUGUUAAAGCGUGGCACUGCAUGUCCUCAGCAUACUUUUUAUAAGAUGGUACAUAACCACUGAGUGCUAAUCGCAAACAUGAUGACAUAUGAUCGUCAGUUAGUCGAUUGCGAUAUUUUGACUUAAAUAUCUUCCUUUCAGAAAAUUCAGACUCGCACAAGUAAGUUGACCCAAACAUUAUGUCUGAUAUAAUCUGCAUCAACUCAUUUUCAACAGAACAUGAGUUCAUAUUAAACUGACUUGCUAUUUCAGUAGCUAAUUCCUCAAUGUUUGUACAUGAAAAAAGAUAACUCAUAAAUGAUGCUAUAUUUGCCAAUUCACUGCAAUCAUAAAAACGCAUUUUGAAUUGUCUCAAAAUACUUGAUAAUUCAUCCUCAUACGUAUCAUAAUUCAACUGAGGAAUCCUUGCUCACAAAGAUGGAAAAUGUUUCAGAUCCUUUCUUUUCAGUUGAUCUAUCAUAAGUUGCAAUUUACUUUUGAAUGCAUUUACUGCGCUAAACAUCGCAAUAAUAUUUUUUCCUUUACCUUGAAGCUAAGCCAAGUUAAUGGUGUUUAAGUGCAUUGUGAUGUCAGUCAAAAAUGCCAAAUCAGUCAGCUAUUUUUCGUUUUUCAACAUCUGAGUGUCAUCUUUCGUCUCUUUCGUCUAGAAAAGCUGUUAUAAAUAUCGUGAUCGACCGUUUGAGCACCCCUGAUCUAAACAUGCAAACAGCUUUAUACAAUGUUAAGAUAAAGAUGAAGUGCUUACAUAUAUAAAUAAAUCAAGGUGCUUACUUUGAAAUAAUUAAAAGCAAUCUGAGAGGUGUUUUUGCGGUCUUACUGGAUUAAUAAAAAAUAUAACCACCUAAAUAAAAAAGUACAUCUAUACAAUAUCUGUGACUCACUGCCAAGGUUUUCUCUGUUUAUAAACAGGUAUCCUACCCACUAAUAAUGCCUCCCGUGUAUUGCUAUUAUGCUAUUUAUUCUCAUCAUUUGCAAACAAAAAAAAACUUCAUAGUCCACACGUUGAAUCUCAAUAACACACCCAUAUCUGUAGCUACAAGCUGACCAUGACGUCAUCCAAAGGUCGCGCAGUGCCUAUCGCCUGUUUGCGCGGGCGCAGAGAUCACUAGUGCGUCGUGUUCUUGCGCCCAAGAACGUCCUUUAUAAGUGUUUCGAAAUGCGGUUAACUCUUGUGUUGUUAGUGGUAGCGGCUGCCGCCCGUGCUGAUGAUUUAGCACAGACCGCCGGUCAAAUCUUCAACAGCAUCCUGCCCAAUCUGAUUAAUAACCAUGUGACGGGCCAACAAGGCAACACUGCGACUAACACCCUCUCUCAAAUCGGCACAGUCGUCGGUGGCGUAGUGGACUACGCUAAGAAAAAGAGUUACACGGACUUGCUCAAGCAGGUGCAAGACUCGACCACCGAUGACGACCUGCUGCGCGUCAGCGAAGAAAUGUUCAAUGGGGACCUCAACAAUGCCAUUAAUUACAUCCAGGUCAACUUGCAGGGAAAAACCAGUGCUAUGUCAAAGAACGAUGAAGCGCAAGCUAACCUUCUGAAUGUCCCGGAAAACGUAUGGAACGGACCUACAAUAAGGCCUUUCGUUGCUCUAUUUGAUAACUACCACAAAAAUGUUAUCAGGCCAGAAUUCGUCACCCCUAACGAGGAGACGGAACAAGUGACGUACAUCAACACUAUCCUCGCCACCGGCCCUAUGCGAAGUCUCAUGGCCUUCCUCGUUAGCAAAGGAUUGACCCAAUUGAACGAGUACCCUGAACAAGUGGAACUCUUGAAGAAGAUCUGGUUUACGAAAUACGCACGCCACUGGACCGGCUUGUGCAAGUGCAGUUGUGCCUUCGAAAACAUCUUCAUGGCGGAACUGAAAGGCGAUGAGGUGCUUGGUCUCCACAGCUGGUUGUUCUUCGCCAAGCGAGAGUUGGACAAUAAGGCCAACUACUUGGGUCACAUCGACAAAUUGGACCUGUCUGGAAAAGGGCUAAUCCUCAAGCAGCACUCCAUCCUGAGCAACACAAAGGACGCGCCCGAAGUGACCAUGUUCGUGGGCACAUCCCCCGAGCUCGAGACGGCGCUGUACACUCUCUGCUUCAUGGCCCGCCCCGACAGGCCCUGCCGUGUGCGGUACAACAACGUCCAGUUCACCAUACAGACGAAAAGCCUGCGCUCAGACAAUGUGCUGCUCCUCGAUACGGCUUACCCAGUAUUCUAAGAUAUGUUUCCAUAAUAAAACACAAUACUAUAUGAUAUAGGUAUCGACAAAGAUCUUGAGCAAAACAACAGACAUAUAAACUUGAGCAUGAUGAAGUUUUUGUACGUAAAAUUGCUACUGCGCAGGCUUCCUUGUCUAUGGUCGUUGGUCAAUAAGUUUGCUGGGGUGUAUACUGUGCAGUAGUUUUUAUCCGUUUAAUCACACCAAGGACGCAACAAACGAAGUUUUAAUUUAGGUAAACGUUAUGGUUUGUUAUUCUAUGGAUUCUAAUUUGAAUAAAAAAAAUAUGUGUGUAGUGUUUAAUAAAACAACGGUGCACAAAAAUGGUACUAUUAUUAAAGAUCUUCAUUAAUUUGGUUAUAAUUCUAUGCAUAUACUUAGUUUGUUAUUUGAACCAUUAUUGUUAUUUGUGGAAAUCUAUAGCAUGCCGAUAUCAUGUCUAUUUUAUUGAAUUGUUUUCAUUUUUUAUUAUUUUUCCGCCGUAGUAGUUCUAAACUAUAGUGACUGUAUAUAUCAUCACGUAAUUAUUUAAAUAGGAACAGAAACUUUAUAAAACUGAAAUUUAAUGCCUCAGCUCUUUGUAGAUUAAUUUAUAAUAAAAUAUAACUUUAUACUUAUUUGUGUUAGUUAUUUGCACCUAAAUAGAUAAUUUAAAGCAAUCUGAAGAAUUAUCUCAGGUCAUGCCCUACUUGAUAAUAUUCGAAUUGC